Messenger RNA from Elephantulus edwardii (Cape elephant shrew), 9672 nucleotides. RefSeq names its product Snf2-related CREBBP activator protein (gene SRCAP). Gene Ontology annotation, cellular component: Swr1 complex. The record is from RefSeq and is a predicted model, not a curated record. NCBI's taxonomy places the organism in Eukaryota, Metazoa, Chordata, Mammalia, Macroscelidea, Macroscelididae. Gene Ontology annotation, molecular function: ATP binding; DNA binding; ATP hydrolysis activity. The transcript has 32 exons. Bases 1 to 9672 code for a protein of 3223 amino acids.
AUGCAGAGCAGCCCCUCCCCUGCUCACCCUCAGCUCCCAAUCCUGCAGACACAGAUGGUGUCGGACGGCAUGACAGGCAGCAAUCCUGUGUCCCCUGCCUCAUCCAGUUCCCCAGCCUCUAGUGGGGCAGGUGGCAUCUCCCCUCAGCACCUAGCUCAAGAUUCUUUGGAUGGACCUCCAGGCCCUCCAGAUGGUGCCCCCGUGUCCCUGGAGGGCCUCAGCUUACCCCAAUCUGCUGACCUGGCUAACAAGGGCCCAAAGUGGGAAAAGAGCCAUGCUGAAAUUGCAGAGCAGGCCAAGCAUGAGGCUGAGAUUGAGACGCGGAUUGCUGAGCUCCGGAAGGAAGGUUUCUGGUCAUUAAAGAGGCUGCCCAAGGUGCCAGAGCCUCCUCGCCCCAAAGGCCACUGGGACUAUCUGUGUGAGGAAAUGCAGUGGCUCUCUGCCGACUUUGCUCAGGAGCGCCGAUGGAAACGAGGAGUAGCCCGUAAGGUGGUGCGCAUGGUGAUCCGGCACCAUGAAGAACAGCGGCAGAAAGAAGAGCGGGCCCGGAGGGAGGAGCAGGCCAAGCUGCGCCGAAUUGCUUCCACAAUGGCCAAGGAUGUGCGGCAGUUCUGGAGCAAUGUGGAGAAGGUGGUGCAAUUCAAGCAACAAUCUCGGCUUGAAGAAAAGCGCAAAAAAGCUCUGGAUCUGCAUCUGGACUUCAUUGUAGGACAAACAGAAAAGUAUUCAGACCUUUUGUCACAGAGCCUCAACCAGCCAUUAGCCUCCAGCAAAGCUGGCUCCUCUCCCUGCCUUGGCUCUUCUCACACUGGCUCCGCAGCCUCUAGUCCUCCACCGCCUGCUUCUCGGCUGGAUGAUGAAGAUGGGGACUUCCAACCCCAAGAGGAGGAAGAGGAUGAUGAAGAGACGAUUGAGGUUGAAGAACAACAGGAAGGCAAUGACGCAGAGACCCAAAGGCGUGAGAUUGAGUUGCUUCGACGUGAGGGAGAGUUGCCACUAGAAGAAUUGCUUCGUUCCCUGCCCCCUCAGCUGCUAGGAGGGCCUUCCAGCCCUUCGCAAACUCCUUCAUCUCAUGAUAGUGACACUCGAGAUGAGCCUGAAGAAGGUGGUGAAGAGCCCGCUCAGGUGUCGAAGGGUACCCCACCACCCUCUUCUAUCACAAAGCACAACAGCCAACCUUGGCAUCCUGAUGAAGAUGAUGACGAAUUUACUGCUAAUGAGGAUGAAGCGGAGGAUGAAGAAGACACCAUCGCAGCUGAGGAGCAGUUAGAAGGGGAAGUAGAUCAUGCCAUGGAGCUGAGCGAGUUGGCUCGAGAAGGGGAACUGUCUAUGGAGGAACUAUUGCAGCAGUAUGCAGGGGCCUAUGCCUCUGAUAACUCAGCCCCAGGCUCUGAGAGCAGUGAGGAGGAGGAGGAGGAAGAAGAGGAGGUUGAGGCGAACAGCUCUGAUAGUGAACCAGAGGAAGGUACAGAAGCUGAAGAGGCUCCUCAGGAGGACAGUAGCAGUCAGUCAGACUCUGCUGAGGAGCAGAGCGAGGAUGAAGACGAGGAGCAUUCAGAAGAGGAAGAAACAAGUGGUAGUUCAGAGUCUGAGGAAUCAGAGUCUGAGGAUUCUGAUGAAGCCCAAUCACAGAGCCAAGCAGAUGAGGACGAAGAUGACGACGACUUUGGGGUGGAGUACCUGCUUGCUCGAGAUGAAGAGCAGAGUGAGGCAGAUGGGGGCAGCGGGCCUCCUACCCCAGGGCCCACCACCACUCUAGGCCCUAAAAAGGAAAUUACUGACAUUGCUGCAGCUGCAGAAAGUCUCCAGCCCAAGGGUUACACUUUGGCCACCACCCAGGUGAAGACCCCUAUUCCCUUGCUGCUACGGGGCCAUCUCCGGGAGUACCAACACAUUGGACUGGACUGGCUGGUUACUAUGUAUGAGAAGAAACUAAAUGGCAUUCUUGCUGAUGAGAUGGGGCUGGGCAAGACAAUCCAGACCAUCUCCCUGCUUGCACACUUGGCCUGUGAAAAAGGUAACUGGGGUCCCCACUUGAUCAUUGUUCCCACCAGUGUGAUGUUGAACUGGGAGAUGGAGCUGAAACGGUGGUGCCCCAGCUUUAAAAUCCUCACCUACUAUGGAGCCCAGAAGGAGAGGAAGCUCAAGCGGCAGGGCUGGACCAAGCCCAACGCCUUCCAUGUGUGUAUUACAUCUUACAAGCUGGUGCUGCAGGACCACCAGGCCUUCCGCCGCAAGAACUGGCGCUAUCUCAUUCUAGAUGAGGCUCAGAACAUCAAGAACUUCAAGUCACAACGCUGGCAGUCACUGCUUAAUUUCAACAGCCAGAGACGCCUGCUCUUGACAGGGACACCCUUGCAGAACAGCCUCAUGGAGCUUUGGUCCUUGAUGCACUUUUUGAUGCCUCAUGUCUUCCAGUCUCACCGCGAGUUCAAGGAGUGGUUCUCUAAUCCUUUAACGGGCAUGAUUGAGGGCAGCCAAGAGUAUAAUGAAGGGCUAGUCAAACGCCUCCACAAGGUUUUGCGGCCCUUUUUGCUACGCCGAGUUAAGGUGGAUGUUGAGAAGCAGAUGCCUAAAAAGUAUGAGCAUGUUAUCCGCUGUCGACUUUCCAAGCGCCAACGCUGUCUCUAUGAUGACUUCAUGGCACAGACCACAACUAAGGAAACACUAGCUACAGGUCAUUUCAUGAGCGUCAUCAACAUCCUUAUGCAGCUCCGGAAAGUCUGCAAUCAUCCAAACUUGUUUGACCCUCGGCCUGUUACCUCCCCUUUCAUCACUCCUGGCAUCUGCUUCAGCACCGCUUCUCUGGUGCUGUGGGCCACUGAUGUCCACCCCCUCCAGCGGAUAGAUAUGGGUCGGUUUGACCUUAUUGGCCUAGAGGGCCGCGUCUCACGAUAUGAAGCUGACACCUUUCUGCCCCGGCACCGCCUCUCUCGCCGGGUACUGCUAGAGGUGGCUACUGCUCCGGACCCCCCACCCCGGCCCAAGCCAGUGAAAAUGAAGGUUAACAGGAUGCUGCAGCCAGUGCCCAAGCAGGAAGGCCGAACAGUGGUGGUGGUGAACAACCCACGGGCACCCCUGGGCCCUGUCCCAGUCCGUCCCCCUUCAGGCCCUGAACUCUCAUCCCAGCUCACCCCCGGCUCAGUCUCCCCAGUUCUGCCAGCACCACUGAUGAUGCCAGCCUCAACCAAUGGGCCCCCACUUGCUCCAUCAUCCCGACCCCCUGGCCCUGUUCUGUUGCCCUCACUGCAAUCAAACAGUGGUCCUCUUCCCCAGGUGUUACCAUCCCCUUUGGGGGUCUUAGGUGGGACUUCACGGCCUCCCACACCAACCCUGUCCCUGAAGCCAUCACCACCUGCUCCAGUUCGCCUUAGUCCAGCUCCACCCCCAGGCUCGUCCAGUCUUUUGAAGCCCCUGACAGUGCCACCAGGCUACACCUUCCCCCCUCCUGCUGCUGCCGCCACCAGUGCUGCUGCUACUACGGCUACUGCCACCACCACAGCAGUGCCAGUUCCAGCUCCCUCACCACAGCGCCUCAUCUUGACUCCUGAUAUGCAGGCUCGCCUGCCCUCAGGUGAAGUGGUCAGCAUCGGACAGUUGGCCUCGCUGGCACAGCGUCCAGUGGCUAGUGCGGGGGGAAGCAAACCUCUCACCUUCCAAAUCCAGGGCAACAAGCUGACUUUGACUGGUGCCCAGGUGCGCCAGCUUGCUGUGGGGCAGCCCCGCCCGCUGCAAAGGAAUGUGGUGCACCUGGUGUCAGCAGGGGGCCAGCACCACCUCAUCAGCCAGCCUGCCCAUGUGGCCCUCAUCCAGGCCGUGGCCCCGACCCCUGGUCCUUCCCCUGUCUCUGUGCUGCCUUCUUCGACCCCCAGCACCACCCCUGCCCCCACUGGUCUCAGCCUUCCGCUUGCUGCUAACCAGGUGCCACCAACCAUGGUGAAUAAUACAGGCGUGGUGAAGAUUGUAGUGAGACAAGCUCCUCGGGAUGGACUGACUCCUGUUCCUCCGUUAGCCCCAGCACCCCGGCCUCCCAGCUCUGGACUUCCAGCUGUAUUGACACCACGCCCCACGUUACCCCCUGGCCGGCUGCCUACGCCUACUCUGGCUCCUUCCCGGUCUCCCAUACCUACAUCUACUUUGGUGAGGCCUCUCCUCAAAUUGGUCCAGAGUCCUUCACCCGAAGUCAAUGUUUCUGCACCCGGAGCUGCUCCUUUGACCAUCUCUUCUCCUCUCUCUCUGCCAUCCUCAGUCCCUGGCCCAGCUUCUUCUCCAGUUCUCGUUCCCAACUCCUCUCCCCUUGGUACUCCUGUAUCCACCACGGUCCCAGUCUCAUCUUCACUCCCCAUCUCUGUGUCUACUACACUUCCUGCCCCUGUCUCUGCUCCGCUCACCAUUCCCAUCUCGGCCCCCUUACCUAUUUCGGCUCCGGGCUCGGCUCUCUUGACCACUGUGACUCCGGCACUAGCUCCAGUUGUCUCAGCAGUUCCUGGACCUCCCUCUUUGGUGCCAACUGGGGCUUCCCCAUCAGCAUCAGCCUUGACUCUUGGUUUGGCCACAACUCCAUCCCUGUCCUCAUCUCAGGCACCUGGUCACCCUCUGUUGUUAGCUCCCACCUCUUCACAUGUUCCAGGGUUGAAUUCAGCUGUCGCCCCGGCAUGCUCACCUGUCCUGGUGCCGGCUUCAGCUCUGGCCAGUCCUUUUCCAGCAGCACCAAACCCAGCGUCAGCUCAGGCUUCCCUUCUGGCUCCAGCACCGUCCACAUCUCAGGCUCUGCCCACCUCUCUGGCUCCUAUGGCGGCUCCGCAGACGGCAAUCCUGGCUUCUUCUCCAACUCCUCCUCUGGCUCCUCUUCCAGUCCUGGCUCCGUCACAGACUCCACUUCCAGUUUUGGCACCAUCUUCUACUCCAGGAACCCCUCUAGCCUCAGCUUCACUAGUGCCAGCCCCAGCUCCUGUGUUGGCUCCGUCAUCAACUCAGACUCUGAUCUCAGCCCCAGUUCCUUCACCUCUCCCGAGCCUGGCUUCUACACAGACACUGGCUCUAGCUCCAGCUUUAACAUCCCCCCUUGGUGGCUCAUCUCCAUCUCAGACACUGUCUUUGGGAACAGGAAAUCCACAGGGGCCUUUUCCAGCUCAGACGUUAUCAUUGACUCCAGCAGCAUCCCUUGUACCGGUUCCAGCUCAGACACACUCUUUGGCACCAGGGCCACCACUGGGUCCCACUCAGACACUGUCUCUGACCCCAGCACCUCCUGUGGCUCCUGCUUCUCCAAUGGGUCCAUCCCCUGCUCAUACCCUGACUUUGGCUCCAGCAGCAUCAUCUACUUCACUCCUGAGCCUACCUUCAGUACAAACACUGACCUUGAGUCCUACUCCGGUUCCGGUGCCCACCCUGGGCCCAGCUGCAGCCUCAGGACAGGCACCAGCUUCCCAGCCCUCUUCCCUUGCGGUUUCUGCAUCUGGCUCUGCUCCCUUGCCUGUCACCGUGGUAUCCCGGCUACCUGUUCUCAAGGAUGAGCCUGAGACACUGACAUUGCGAUCUGGCCCCCCCAGUCCUCCCUCCACUGCUACCUCGUUCAGUGGCCCUCGGCCUCGACGCCAGCCCCCACCACCACCUCGUUCCCCUUUCUAUCUGGAUUCUUUGGAGGAAAAGCGGAAGAGUCAGCGAUCUGAACGUUUGGAGCGGAUUUUCCAAUUGAGCGAGGCUCAUGGGGCCCUGGCACCUGUGUAUGGGACUGAAGUCCUGGAUUUCUGUACCUUGCCCCAACCUGUUGCCAGCCCCAUCGGCCCUCAUGCUCCUGGUCCCAACCACCCCAGCUUUUGGACUUUUACCGAGGCUGCCCGCAGGGCUGUACUCUUUCCCCAGCAACGACUAGACCAGCUGUCAGAAAUCAUUGAGAGGUUCAUCUUUGUCAUGCCUCCUGUGGAGGCGCCUCCCCCUUCACUACAUGCCUGCCACCCACCUCCUUGGCUGGCCCCCCGUCAGGCAGCCUUCCAAGAGCAGUUAGCCUGUGAACUCUGGCCCCGGGCACGUCCUUUACAUCGGAUUGUGUGUAACAUGCGCACCCAGUUCCCUGACUUAAGGCUCAUCCAGUAUGAUUGUGGAAAGUUGCAAACGUUGGCAGUGCUGCUGAGGCAGCUCAAGGCAGAGGGCCACCGGGUGCUCAUUUUCACUCAGAUGACCCGAAUGUUGGAUGUGUUGGAACAAUUCCUCACCUACCAUGGCCACCUCUACUUACGUCUAGAUGGGUCUACUAGAGUUGAGCAGAGACAGGCUCUGAUGGAACGGUUCAAUGCAGAUAAACGCAUAUUCUGCUUCAUCCUUUCGACUCGGAGUGGUGGUGUGGGUGUGAACCUGACAGGAGCAGACACUGUUGUCUUUUAUGACAGUGACUGGAAUCCCACCAUGGAUGCCCAGGCCCAGGAUCGCUGUCAUCGAAUUGGCCAAACCCGAGAUGUGCAUAUUUAUAGGCUAAUCAGUGAACGGACAGUGGAGGAGAACAUCCUUAAAAAGGCAAAUCAGAAGAGAAUGUUGGGAGAUAUGGCCAUUGAGGGUGGCAACUUCACCACAGCUUAUUUUAAACAGCAGACCAUUCGAGAGCUGUUUGAGAUGCCCCUGGAGGAGCCAUCUAACUCAUCUGUACCCUCUGCGCCUGAAGAGGAAGAAGAGGCUGUGGCUAGCAAACAGACCCAUAUUCUGGAGCAGGCUUUGUGUAAGGCAGAAGAUGAAGAGGAUAUUCGUGCGGCAACUCAGGCCAAGGCUGAACAGGUGGCUGAACUGGCAGAAUUCAAUGAGAACGAUGGCUUUCCGGCUGGUGAGGGGGAAGAAACGAGUCGGCCCGGGGCUGAAGAUGAGGAGAUGUCUCGGGCUGAGCAGGAAAUUGCUGCCCUUGUGGAACAGCUGACACCCAUUGAGCGUUACGCCAUGAAAUUCCUGGAGGCCUCUUUGGAGGAGGUGAGCCGAGAAGAGCUCAAGCAGGCAGAAGAGCAAGUGGAAGCAGCCCGCAAGGACCUGGACCAAGCCAAGGAAGAGGUGUUCCGUCUACCCCAAGAGGAGGAGGGACCAGGGACUGGGGAUGAGGUUUCUUGUGGGACAGGUGGAGGCAGCCACCGGCGCAGUAAGAAGGUCAAGGCUCCUGAGAGGCCAGGGACUCGUGUCAGUGAGCGUCUUCGUGGAGCCCGGGCUGAGAAUCAAGGGGCAAACCACACUCCUACCACACCCACCCAACAUAACCGAAGUGUGUCUACACCGCCCCACUGUAGUCCUGUCAGGGAGCGAGUGGCCCGACCUCGACCCAUGCCAGCUCCUGAUUCCCCAACCCCUGUCUCGAUCCCAACUCCAAUACCCAUUUCAUCCCCGAGUCCAGUAACCCUUCUUCCUGUCCAUGUCUCACCACCACCGCCUCCUCCCCCUCCCCCUCCCCUUCCUUCUCUCCCCCUUCAGAUUCCUCCCUCUUGUUCUCCUAUCCACAGUCCUCCCACUCCUGUCUCUACCCCCCCACCAGCACAUACACCCCCAGCAUCUCAUACUCCUCCACCAGCCCCUACCCCUCUCCUGCCUCCUUCCUCCCCUCUUCUGCUUGGUCCGUCUUCUGUGCCUCUUACCUCUCCAGACAUCAACCUCCCCUCGGGCUCGGAGCCUGAAGCAGAGCCGUGUGUACAAGCGUUGGCAUCUCCCAAGUCCCUGGAGCUCGCUGGCACAUCCGGUUCUGAGACUUCUUUGCUCACGUUGGUGUCCCCCACGGAUCUCUUGCCAGUUGCUGUUGAGGUUCAGCCCUUGUCAGAGAAGAAUGUUUGUCUUACUUCUCCUGCUUCUAGUCCAACCCUGGAGGCUGGCAGCAUCCCCAAUGGUCAAGAACAGGCCAUACCAGUACCUUCCCAGGGAACAGUUCUCUCAGUGGUACCUGAUGGCGAGGUGCCCAUGUGUCUGAAUGAGAGCAACGGAGUGGACCUCCCGCUUCCAGCAGCAUCUUAUGAGCCGCUUCAGAAGCCAGUGGAGGCUGACAGGAACGCUGAAGAGCUGGUAGGGGCCCAGACCCCAGUCUCCAGCCCAGAGAAGCAGCAGGAGCUUGUUCCAGCAGAAGUCGUAGCUCCCUCAACCUCAUCUUCAGUCUCCUCCUCACCUGAGAGUCCUUCACCUGCCCGCCCCCCCCGACGCCGCACCAGUGCUGAUGUAGAAAUUCGAGGUCAAGGGGCUGGCCGGCCAGGGCAGCCUCCAGGCCCCAAAGUGCUUCGCAAGCUGCCAGGGCGGCUAGUGACUGUGGUAGAGGAGAAGGAGCUGGUGAGACGAAGGCGACAGCAGCGAGGAACUGCCAGCACCCCAGCAUCUGGGGUCUGUGAGACAAGUACGGGCCCGGGAAGCCCAUCUACCCAGAGCCCGCCAGGGCAGGACCCGUCCCCUCCCACCAGUGGGCCCUUUGAAGCUCUUCCCCCAUCUGCACUGCCCACUCAGACCCAACAGCCCUUCAUCGCACGUCGUCGCAUUGAGCUGGGGGUGACUGGUGGUGGCAGCCCAGAGAAUGGAGAUGGGGCACUGCUUGCCAUCACCCCACCAGCAGUGAAGCGCCGGAGAGGAAGACCCCCCAAAAAAAAUAGAUCUCCUGCAGAUGCUGGGCAAAGAGUGAAUGAGGCACCCUCUAAGGGAAAAGCCAAUGGGGCUGACCUAGUAUCUGGGGCAGAGACCCUCAUUGUCGCGGAACCUGUUGUAGGGCCCCAGGUGGUUCUUGGGCCACCCCCACCCAGACCCCAGUCAGUUCACAAACCUGAGCCCAUUGUCUUGUCGCCUGUGGAGAAGCGACGGCGAGGGCGGCCUCCAAAGGCCCGAGAUCUGCCCGUCCCUGGGACCACCUCUUCUCCAGGGGACAGUAACGUAGAGACUAGGACACAGCCACUUGCAGUCUCACCACCCCUGCCAUCCUUCCCAGCACUCUUAACCUGUCCCACCGCUACUGUUGCCAACACUGUCACCACCAUCACUGUUUCUACAUCCCCACCUAAGCGAAAGAGGGGCCGACCCCCCAAGAAUCCACCAUCACCUCGUCCUAGCCAGCUUCCUGUCUUGGACCACGACAGCUCAUCUGUCCCUGAGAGCUGUGGACUGGGAAGGCGGCAGCAACCCCAGGGCCAGGGGGACAGUGACGGCAGUUCAUCUGAUGAGGAUGGAGGCCGCCCACUCACCCGCCUGGCCCGCCUGCGACUUGAAACUGAGGGAAUUCGGGGACGAAAGAGUGAAGGGUCCAUGGUAGUGGCUGUAAUUCAGGAUGACCUGGAUUUCGCAGAAAGUGGGGCAGGUGGUUUGGAAUUGACAAAUCCCAUGGUCUCUGCCCCAAAACUGCGCUCGACCCGGCUGCGUCCAGGGUCUCUGGUUCCCCCAUUGGAGACUGAGAAGAUGCCUCGAAAAAGGGCAGGGGCUCCAAUUGGUGGGGGUCCCGGGCAGACAAAGCGGGGCCGACCUCAACCUCCAAGCCCCAUGGGGCCUGAAGGUUCUGUAGAAGAAUCUGAGGCUGAAGCCUCAGGUGAGGAAGACGAAGGGGAUGGGACCUCCCGCCGCAAGCCUGGCCCCCGACGCCUUGGUGGGACCAACCAAGGGGACCAGCGCAUCCUGCGCAGCAGUGCCCCGCCCCACUUGGCUGGCCCUAUUAUUAGUCACAGAGGUCGAAAGGCCAAGACGUGA